GGGGAGAGGACGGUCUCCACAGUGUGAGGGCUCCGGCUGGAUGUGUCACACACUGGUGUCCUGUGGGCGGCUCCUCCUGCUUCCUGUGCAGUGUUGUGUGUGCUCGGCCCCCGUGUGCUUGUGUUGUGUCUCAUGUCGUCUCCUCCUCUGCUCGCCCCUGUAGUCGGGGGAUCCCCCGGUCUUCUCCUCCCCCGGGACCCGCCACCCCGAGCCUGGAGUCCCCGGGACAAGUGCAGCUACCUGGGCCUGUCCCACGGUAACCUGCGGGUCCACUACAAAGGACAUGGAAAAACUUCAAGAGAUGCCGCCUCAGUGCGGGCUACGCAUCCUAUUCCAGCAGCAUGUGGCAUAUACUAUUUUGAAGUGAAAAUUAUUAGUAAGGGGAGAGAUGGUUAUAUGGGCAUUGGGCUAUCCACACAGGGUGUCAAUCUGAACAGACUCCCAGGUUGGGAUAAACAUUCUUAUGGAUAUCACGGAGAUGAUGGACAUUCGUUUUGCUCCUCUGGAACUGGCCAGCCAUAUGGCCCGACUUUUACAACUGGCGAUGUCAUUGGAUGCUGUGUUAACCUGAUCGACAAUACAUGCUUCUAUACAAAAAAUGGCCACAGCCUAGGUAUUGCGUUCACAGAUCUUCCGCCCAACCUGUAUCCAACAGUUGGACUGCAGACUCCUGGAGAAGUGGUUGAUGCAAAUUUUGGGCAGAGUCCUUUUGUUUUUGACAUAGAAGACUACAUCCGAGAGUGGAGAACUAAAAUUCAGGCGCAGAUUGAGAGGUUCCCUGUUGCUGGUGAUUGGCAGUCUAUAAUACAGAGGAUGGUGUCUUCUUAUCUUGUACAUCAUGGCUACUGUUCCACAGCAGAGGCUUUUGCCAAGUCUACAGACCAGACUGUGCAGGAAGAACUGGCCUCCAUUAAAAACAGACAGAGGAUUCAGAAAUUGGUGCUGGCAGGAAGAAUGGGCGAAGCUAUUGAAACCACACAGCAGUUAUACCCCAACCUGCUAGAAAGGAACCCUAAUCUUUUCUUUACCUUAAAAGUUAGGCAAUUCAUAGAAAUGGUGAAUGGAACAGACAGUGAAGUGAGAUGCCUGGGAGGUCGCAGUCCUAAGUCACAAGACAGUUAUUCAGGUUCGGAUAGCAAUUGCAGUAAUGGUGUAAUAUCAAACAAAAGCCACCAGUCCCACAGUCGUAGUAAACACCAGCCUUCCAGCCUUAAUGUAACAGAACUGAACAGUAUAAACAUGACUAUGUCACAGCAAAUUAACAGCUACACCAGUAAUGAUGUAGAGAUGGAGACUGAUCACUAUUCCAACGGCUUUGCCGCCGCGUCAUCUAAUGGAUUUCUCAAUGGCAGCACAAAGCAUGACAAUGAAUUGGAAGAAUGUGACACUGAAAUGGAGGUAGAUUCAACUCAGGUAAGACGCCAACUGUGUGGAGGAAGCCAGGCUGCCGUUGAGAGGAUGAUAUGUUUUGGGAGAGAACUACAAGCCAUGAGCGAGCAACUAAGGAAAGAACGUGGAAAAAAUGCAACUAACAAAAAUAUGCUGAAGGACGCAUUUAGUUUACUUGCAUACUCUGACCCCUGGAGCAGCCCAGUUGGUUACCAGCUUGAUCCUAUACAGAGGGAACAUGUGUGCUCAUCUCUUAAUAGUGCAAUACUAGAUAUUCACAACCUGCCAAAGCAGCCUCCCCUGUCCCUGGCUUUAGAGCAAGCUGCGCAGUGUUUAGAGAUGAUGGCCCACUCGGGCAUCGGCUCCUGCGCGUUUGCCAGGCUGAGUGAUUACUUACAUUAGCUAUGCAGUAGAAGAAGUUGGGAGACUACAUGCAGUAUGGAGAUACUGUAAGACACAUAGACCAGCUCUAGAUACUUGGAACUCGUUUGUUUCAUUUAUUACGUUUUGUAACAAGCACGUCCCUAUCAUUUGACUUUAAAUAGCCUUUUUUUUUUUUAUUCUUAUUAUUUCAUUCAGUUUUAAGAGGAUGUUGCUACGUAAUUCUGGUUUGCCAUACCAGCAAUAAUUUGAUUUGACUAUAUUAAUCUGUGUUAAUCCUCUUACAAUACGUGAGGUACAGUGGACAACAAAUCGCAGGGCGACGCUAACAGCCAAGCAGCUUGCUUGCCGCAGUCCUGUGUGUUUUUUUUAAUUAUAAUUAUUUUUAUUUUGGAAUGCAUUAUAGACACUUAAAUGCCGUGCUGCAAGAAUCCUUGUGAUUACCGGCUGCACCGUCUUUUCUUUCUUUCUUCUUUAUUUGCACAGUUCAUGGCCUCCAGAUUGUUGCUGGUCAGACUGUAUAUCUUGAGCCUGCACGCACUGUGACCGAGAUCACAGGACAUAUGUAAUAUCUCGUCUAGGUUGUGUGUGGCAUGUCUCAUGUGUAGACAUCAAUCUGCUUCUGUUUUCUCACAGAGGGCACCGUUAAGGAUAAUGACAUACAGUUCAGACUGCAGAGUUUGCCAUCUCUGUCAUGAAACUUGAAAUGCCCCAAAAGGGGUGUUGUUUUCUCUUUUUAAAGGGAGUCUAUCAUCAGAAAAUUCACCAGGCAGAAGACCCUGUAGGUCUAGCUCCGCUAAAUGUAAUGAUACCUUUUCACUUAAUCUGGAGAAAAAAAGUA
Messenger RNA from Bufo gargarizans (Asiatic toad), 2611 nucleotides. It is a transcript of the gene RANBP9, whose product is annotated as RAN binding protein 9. The transcript is spliced from 14 exons. Gene Ontology annotation, cellular component: cytoplasm. Gene Ontology annotation, biological process: cytoskeleton organization; cell surface receptor signaling pathway. NCBI's taxonomy places the organism in Eukaryota, Metazoa, Chordata, Amphibia, Anura, Bufonidae. The record is from RefSeq and is a predicted model, not a curated record. Gene Ontology annotation, molecular function: protein binding. Bases 133 to 1791 code for a protein of 552 amino acids.